Messenger RNA from Coffea arabica (coffee), 325 nucleotides. Its product is annotated as dirigent protein 22-like. NCBI's taxonomy places the organism in Eukaryota, Viridiplantae, Streptophyta, Magnoliopsida, Gentianales, Rubiaceae. The record is from RefSeq and is a predicted model, not a curated record.
CCUGGUGAAUAUGAUCGAUAAUCCGUUAACUCUAGGCCCAGAACUCAGCUCAAAGAUGGUCGGAAGAGCUCAGGGAUUUUAUGCGUCAGCUUCACAAGAAGAGAUUGGUCUGUUGAUGACCAUGAACUUUGCUUUCAUUCAGGGUAAGUAUUAUGGAAGCACCAUCACCGUGGUAGGGAGGAAUCCCGCUUCCAACAUGGUCAGGGAGAUGCCGGUGAUAGGUGGAAGUGGGCUUUUCCGAUAUGCUAGAGGUUAUGCUCUGGCAACAACUUACACCUUUGAUCCAAGUCCGGUGAUGCUGUUGUUGAAUAUAACGUCUAUGUAA